Ophidiomyces ophidiicola is the source of this 1872-nucleotide messenger RNA. RefSeq lists its product as uncharacterized. The record is from RefSeq and is a predicted model, not a curated record. Bases 1 to 1872 code for a protein of 623 amino acids. The transcript has 2 exons. Lineage: Eukaryota; Fungi; Ascomycota; Eurotiomycetes; Onygenales; Onygenaceae.
AUGCCUUGCUUUAAAGGCCUCGCCGUCAGCAUCCACACCCCGAGCGGCCCUCUAUCCGAAUACUCUGUUCAGCGCCAAUCGAGAGCAUCCCGCAUCGCGUGCUACAUCCCUGUUCCCCCGCCUAAGCUACCUGAUGUGUCGAAUGGCAAGCCAGAACAAUCUACCUUUGCGAUCUCCAUAACCCUCCUUGUGCCAGGCAUGAAAGUUCCAUACUCUAGCCCAAAGCCCACACCGGAUAACCCAGAGCCGAGUCCGAAGACAGUUACCGGAAUUCCAGAACGAUCCACGGCAACGGGCGCUGUCCACCCAUAUCAGCCUCUAACAGCUUCUGCAAAUGAAACCAUUGCCGCGUAUAUAUAUUUUGAUGGAAGACAAAAAGAAGAGGUUGCUACACUAUUACGGAGGGGCGAGGAGACCUGGGUUAACUCAAGAUGGGUCGGGGUACCUCAGUCAGAAGGAGGUGGUCUUGCCGAGAGAGAAUUCCUCUUCCGUGAGGUUGGUCUUGAAAGAUGGUUGAAUGGGCUGGAUUUGGAAGGCAAGGAUGCCGCAGAAAAGGUCGAAAAGCGACGCCAGAAAAUGGAGAAACGGAAGAAAAAAAGAGAGCACCGGGAAGCCUCUCGCCGUCAAGAAGGUUGCAGUGAGGGAACGGGCAUGGAUCUAGAUGAUGGGAAAAUAAAACGAGCAUCAGAAGUUUUGAAGUAUGGAGGCAACGAACAAUCCCCAGUGGAGAAUAUAUCGGAUGACGCAGAUUAUUGUUUUUCGGAUGAUACAUCUGACGAUGACCCCAUUCCGGAAACAACCGGCCAAAUCAAAGUCGCUUUAUUUCGCGUCCUGGCUUCAGGGGAAAUCAAGCGCGGCGAAUAUUCCCCGCAAUUUGAUGCCCACGAUGAUGACGAAGAUGCUCAAGGUGCAAACGGGCGAAGUAGUGGCGAGGAUAUCGAUCACACUACUAGUUUUGCGAAGCCGAAAUCUCUAGAUCCUAAAUCCAUCAGUACACAGACUGUUACUGGAAUCGACCCAGCAGACAGACCAUAUGCCGUCUUCACAUUCAUGUACAGAGGAGAAAGGCAACUUCAAAAGAUGGGCAUAUUGAAAACAUCUAAACCCCAGGAAAAGGAUGCAGAAAAAACUGCUCGACGAAAAUCUGGGCAGCCAGACUUCUCAAAAAUUGGGCCACUAAAGCCCGGUGGUGGAGCGGGCUUCCUAAAUUUUCGGGAUGGAGACAACAACGGUUCAAAAUCUCGACAAGUGAACAAGAGAGGAAGCGCAAGCGAUAUGGAUAGCGACGACGACGAUGAUGGCCUCGGCUCUAUAGUUGUUAAAGCGGAAGAUGAGGAGGACAAAGAUGUAAAGACCAAUUUAUCUCCUGAAGAUGCAAGAUUCCAAGGAGAACUUGCUGAAGGUGUUCGUCAAAUAAAGGUAAUUCAUUGUCUGAUUCUGUUACUCAUAGUGAAUGGUGAUGCUGAUGACUACAAGCUCAAACGACAACAUUCUUCUGAGCCCAUAAUAAAUGGCGCUAAUAAUAUCGAUGCGACAAAGGUCUGCAAGUCUGCAACUCCGGCAUCUAUAACUACACCACCUGCAACCACAAAACAAGAUACAACACCACCACACGCAGGCUUAUCUGGGAAAGAUCCAGCUCUAAACUCUCUAGAAGAUGGAUUCGUAGGCAGUCCUCUUAAAAAGCACCGAGCGGGCUCCCCCAGCACAGAUGAUAUUGUACGCCAAAAAUUGAGCUCAGGCAUAUCGACAGGGAUACAUGAAACCAUGGGUAUAGGAAGCAAUCCAAAUAACGUAAAUAAUGGUAAAGUUUCCUCGGCGGAAGUUAUUAUGGAUACCGACAAAAAGACAAUUAUCGAGGAAGAGUUAUAA